Topomyia yanbarensis is the source of this 6223-nucleotide messenger RNA. It is a transcript of the gene Psc, whose product is annotated as polycomb group protein Psc. Bases 937 to 4980 code for a protein of 1347 amino acids. Lineage: Eukaryota; Metazoa; Arthropoda; Insecta; Diptera; Culicidae. Gene Ontology annotation, biological process: negative regulation of transcription by RNA polymerase II. The record is from RefSeq and is a predicted model, not a curated record. The transcript is spliced from 5 exons. Gene Ontology annotation, cellular component: PRC1 complex. Gene Ontology annotation, molecular function: promoter-specific chromatin binding.
GUUCAGUUUGAAUCGAGACGGCAUUCACGUUGGUUGUGUUUUUACUGGUGGACUCACGUCGUCGGUAGAAUCAUUAAGUUUACUCAAAAAGUGUAGUGGCUGGUUCAGAUUACUAAUUUUUUUGAAGUGGGAAUUAAUUAAAUUAUAAAUUCAAAGCUAAAAUUAAAACAGUUGAAAACGUGCUCUCCUGCACUUAACAGCUUUUUACGAACGUAUACACUUUUACGUUCAAAAGCUUCCCGAAUAACCUACUACGUUUCAAACGCACGAACAUAAAAAAAGGUUGCGCGCGUGUAAGUAAUUUCGACACAGAUACGCACACAUUGGAACGAGUACCCCAACGACUACAAACGGUACUCGCUGCGUGGAGUUGUCGCGUCGACAUCAUUUGACCAUCGAACGUCAACGAGUGUAGUUCGGGUGUGUGUUGUCGACCGUGAUAAGAUACAUCAGUGAACGGUAGUAGAAGGAAAAUAACAAAAGGGAGAGAGAGGGAGCAAACAGGCCCCGGCUGAACGGUAAGAGCGAGAGAUAUAGUGGAAGAUGUGAGUGAAGACCGUAGCAUAGAACUCGUUCGGUAACGCGCGCUCAAUUUUGUGCUUCAUCAACACUGUGCUUUCGGUUGGCAUGUUUUUCGACAAUCGGUGCUGUGUUUACCGCCCGAAGAGUGUACACGGCCCCGACUGAGGAUGUGUAUUGGUGUGUGUUGAAGAGGCUUUUAUGGUGUUAUUAAAUUGGGGUUGCUGUGCUAAGAAAUUGUUUUUAUUUUGUGCUGAGUGUGAAGCAAUGAAGAGGAAUGAAAAUUUAAUUUGGUGGUGAAAAAUUAUGUGGAAGAAAACGAAGUUUGAAUACGAUAACCACAGUUGGUUGGAUUGCACUGAUUUUGGAUUACGCAAAUAAUUGGAUUAGCUGCUUUUGGAUAAGGAGAAAAUUGAGAUGGCAGAAAUGACAAGAAUGACCAAGAUGACCACGGUUGUCAGCGGUCCUGAAUCACCCUACAAACCUAGCCGGAUUCAUCUGAGCUCGGUGAAUCCGUACAUUACGUGUAACCUAUGCAAAGGUUACCUGAUUGAUGCCACCACCAUCGUAGAGUGUCUACAUUCGUUUUGCCAUAGCUGCAUCAUGAAACACUUACGUACGGAACAGUACUGUCCCCAGUGCGAGAUGAUGAUAAACAAAGCGAAACCGAACAUCAAACCGGACGCUACACUGCAAGCUAUCGUCUACAAACUGGUUCCCGGGCUGUACGAGAAGGAACUGCUUCGAAAGCGCGCCUUCUACCGCCAAAAUCCGGAAAUGGCCGCCAUAACCACACCGGAGCAACGUGGCGAAGACACGGAACACCUCAUCUUUAGUCCACGCGAGGAAUUCCAACUGUCAUUGGAAUACGCCGACAAGGAGCUGGCAGGAAACAACGAGGAGCUCAAGCGGCCUAAAUAUCUCCAGUGUCCGGCCAUGGUCAGAAUUGCCUUCCUGAAAAAAUUCAUCAUCAACAAGUAUAACAUUCCGACGCAUCUGUACUACGUGGAAAUCAUGUACAAAGUCCAAACAAUAACCCUGCCGGACCACUACACCCUGAUGGAUGUCGCCUACAUCUACACCUGGAAAAAAAACGAUUCGAUGGAAUUCUUUUUUCGCAUUCGAACCCACGAGAUGAAAUCGGUCGAACUGCCGGAGGUUCCCCUGCGGAGGUCUCCUAGCAUCUCGACCGGACGCCAGAGCAGUACCAGUGCACUGGCAACCAUCAAGGAGGAGGAAAGCGACAGUGCGGAUAGCAGCGUUGCUCUCAUCAAACCGAGUGAUAUCAAACGCGAGGAACCGAACCUGACGGAUGGCGAUGGUAAGCCGGGCGAAGCUACAAUCACAACAACAACAACGACGAUGGUAACGGUGAUGACGACGACGACGGCGACAGCGACAGCAGCAACGACCACCGCAGCAAACGUGCCGGCACGGGCCGCUGAUGGUGUGAGUGAGUGCAUGGUAGAUGUGAAGCCGAACGUGACCGCGCUCGGAAAACAGCAACAGGAAAAUCGUGGCGGCAACGGUGCGAGCACCGAAAGCGGUGCUGCUGCUGCGGCUGUCGUCUCUACCGAGCCGCCCAAGGUGAAGAAGAACGAAUCGAUAAAGCUGAAAAUAGAAAUGAACAAAAACACUUAUGUCAGUAUCCUGCAAAGUCCGCAGCCGGAUACCGUCAGCAAGCAUCAUAAAUCUGAUAAGCCGGAAAAGGUGAAGAAGAAGAAAUCGGAGGAUAAGGACAAAAGUGUCAAUAAGAUUAAAUCGUCCAGUGAUCUCAAAAUUAAAAUAGAGAAGGUAAAAGACGGGUUAGUCACCGUCAAAAAAGAUGGUAAGAGUAGCAAAAAGGGUCCGUACAAAGUGGAACUUAGUGGUAUUAGUGAUUACAAAAACAAUAAUAAGCCAUUUAGUAGUGAGUUUGAUACUAAGAAGGCGAAGAAAGAAGCGCACAAGUUGGACAAAAGCGGUAAAAAAAUUAAGUCUCCCAAGAGGAAUCUUGAAAUAGAAAAGAUUCAACCCCCAAUUGUUUUAAAAAUCGAUCAAAAAAGUCCCGAACUAUCGACGUCCUCAUUCAAGAUAAUUUCACAACCGGUUGCAUCAUCCUCUCCGAAACCGAAAGUAGAACUUAGUUUAGAAGACGAAAAAUCGCAGUUUCUAAAUUCAUUUGAAUUAACCCCAAUCAAGUCACUUCAAAAUAAUCAAUCCAGAUCCCCAUCAUGUUCACCAGGUUCAUCAAGUUCAUCGUCGUCUUCUAAUACUGAGGUAAAACAAGGCAAACGUAAGAACAAAGAUCAAUUGAAUGGCAGAACUGUUCUCAAGAAGCCCAAACUCUCCGAUGUUGAAAUGAAGGCUCUGGUGGAAAGAACUGUUCAGCAGAACAUCAAAUCAACUGGUGAUCAUAUUGUUCCUCCACCGGUGAUUGCUGCCAACCCUGUGAAGCAGGAGUUGGAAAGUCCACCUUCUAAAACUCCAUUACAGCCAAAAUCAUUACCAACGAAGGCAGAGCCUUUGAUUAAAGAACAAUCCCUUGCGAAAGAAGUCAAACCAAAGACAUUUGAUUUCAAGCCGCACGUUUCUCUGCCACCACCGGUGGUCUCGACCACUAACAUCCCGGCACCGAAACCCGCCCAACCUGUGAUGAUUGCCCCGAAGCCUCAAACAGAACCUCCAAAACGACCUGCAGUGCCUUUAUUCCCUAAACCAAUACAACCAGCGAAGAAACUACCUCAUCUUCUACCGAAAAACAUAGACUAUCUAAAAAGUAACAAACAAAAACAGCUGGAAAUGAAACGGUCCCAGACAAGUCCGCCGAUUCACAUUUCCCCCAACAAAGAAACGGAAAUCAGUCAAAUUAAGCCGGAAAAUGCCAGAAAAAACAUCAAAGUAUACGGUCCUCCAUCAGACGGUGGCAACUUUGCCGUCCCAGCAGCAAUGCCAUCGCUUCUUAAACCAAAAUCCAACAAAAAUCGGCCAGUGAACUACCUGAACUAUGCUCUGAUGAACGCCAACAAAGCCCCAGCUGGUUCCCGAACACCCAUCCCAUCGUAUUCCAAUUCACCCAGUUACUCACCAGACUCGCCCCAGUAUAAUCCAAACUUUAACAUCUCAACCAAGCAGUAUAAAUAUGCGAACCCACAUGCUUAUGCUAACUUCUUGCAAAAUAUGCUAAACGACCGCAAGACUAGCAAUGUGUCACCUCCGCAGAUGGUGCACGAUAAGAAAGCCGAUCCAGUGAACGAGAGAAAGAGACCGUGUCCCAGUCCCGAAGCUAGACUGGAACCACCGGAGAAACAGCCAAAGGUUCAAUCGUUGCUUAAUCAAAUCAACAUUCCCUCUUCGCUGUCUAUCACUUUAGCUACGGAGGAGGACGAAGCUGCCAGAGAGAAGGCUCGAAAAAGCCUACCGGAGGAGGACAAAAAUUACAUUGAAAUCCUGAAAUUACCGGAAAUUUCUAUCACAGAGGCAGAACGAAUAACACCGCCGAAAGUGCACCAGGAACCGGCCACGAAGAAAGUCGCUAAAAAUACUAGUCCCACUAAAACCGACAAAACGAAACCCCAGACUGACGGCAAAAAUGCUAGUCCCGAGAUGGAUAGUGCAUCAUUCCAGCAAAAAUUCAUCCAGUCUAUCCGAGUCGAAAAAGAGCCCAAGAGCAAAUCUGGCUGCAGGCAAGAGAAAAAAUCUUCCCCUGUUUUCACACCACCAAGCCCGGUACCAAACGGUAACACAUUCAAACUACCGAAUGCGACUGUGCUGAGCAACGGUAUCGUUAAACUUAACUCCUACCCUGAACUAGAUCUCAUCAACAAAAACAGUACCAGUCCCGGUUCGACGAAACCAAUGCCUUCACCACCGAAACCCAACACACCCAAGCACGUUCCCAUAGCUCCCAAACCCACAGGAACCUUUUUCCCUCCAACCGGGACGCCAUGUAUUCCACCACCACACCGUAAAAGCCUCUCGCCCCCGGUCCCCAAACCAGUUCUAUCUCCUGGCCAACCGAAAUCGAAAACUCCUCCGGCCAUGUCCACUUCGCCAUCCCACGCGGCGCUGGCCGCCAUGGGACCCAUGUUCGGACUUCAGAUGAAUCAGGACAACGCCAGCUACCUCCAAUCGAAGAAAAUGGAGCACAAGCCAAAAAAAUCUUCCACAAAAUCACCGAAAACCAACGCGCUGGACCUAUCCUCGCCCGGCAGUUCAGCUGCUAGUUCGGCAACGCUGGCCGCGGACAAGUCCAAGGACGCUAUGAAUAUGCUAAUGAUGAACAAUAAUCUAAGCAACGCGCAAAAGUUCCAGGUUGCCAACUAUCUGAACGAGGUGGCCAAGCUAAACAACAGCGGCAUGAUGAUGCCCCAGAUGGUUGGUAUGCAGCCGAACCCCCUUCUGAAUCAGAUGAUGCAAGCCUUGUAUCUGCAGCAGUGGACCCGCAUGGCCAAAGCAGGCAACGACACGCUGGAGAAAUGAGAUUUAGCGAAAGUCGGCUCAUCGGUUUCCUGGCCGCCUCAGACGCCGAUUGUGAUAGAUAUUCCGUAACGCGGCUAGCGACGACGACGAGUUAUCGAGUUGAACGUCGUGGCCCAGUCAGUCAGUCAGUCGAAGGUAUCGACAGUAAAUCUUUAACCCAUUAUUUAUUGGAUUAUUUGUCGGUCGUAUUUUUCCGAAAAUUGAAACCUCAUGCUGCUGUUCCGUUCGGAGCGGCGAUAUGAUGAGAAAGCGCAAAACAGACAGAAGACUACACAACAUGUAUACGCUUAUAAAACAUCUCUGUAAAUUCAUCUCAGUGUUUGUGAUCGUGGCUGUAAAUAGAGACGGGAAAUGUGAGGUUGUUUAUGUGAGAGCUCCGGGCAAAAAAAAAAUUGCCUGACAACGGCAGCGGCAGCGGUGACUAUGGGAUUCUUCAGCUGAUGCCUAUAGAUUGUAUAGUAAUUUAGGAGGGAAAAACGAGAGAUAGAGACAGAAAGAGAGAGGCACAACAAUAACAGUAUUUUUUGGCUGGCUUUCGUUAAUGCCGAGUUAAUUCUCACAAUUUCACAUCUUCUCGUAACUUUUUUCCCUAUUCAAGUCUUUCUCGGGGCUCUGUAAUCUCGCACGUCUGCGAAGGGAAUUUAUCUUUGUUUACACUGCCGCCAAAGUCGUGUGCUCUCUCAUGUAUGCUACAGUCGGAUGGAAGACGCACGUACAUACAUGCUAGAGGAGCAAGCUAGGUUCGGGCUUGGGCAUUUGUGAAUAUGCCGUUUUCGUUACGUUUUUUUCCUUCAUUUCUCAGCUUAGUGCGACGUGGUUGCGAAGAUAUACGGUAGCAGGGUUUAUUAUUACGUAACGGGUAGGGCAGAGUUGAAGAAAAAGGACAACUGUUCUGUUGAUUAAUUUUCUAUAAAACGUGUGUACAGUUAGUCGUAUACUUUUAUCGAUAAGUGCGUAUGUAAAUAAUGAGAUUUAUGUUAACUUCCAGCUGAGGCGAUCAAAUUAUGGUUAAAUGUGAACAAUUGUUGAAGCUGGCAUUUUGUUAUAUUUAUUUUUGUUUUCAUUCUGUUAUAUUUUUCUGAAACUUUCAAUGACUCAAGUAGAUAGGCCAGAUGUAUCCGAAUAAUAUAUAGUUUUAAGUGAUAACAAUGCGCUAUGUAAAAACUGAAGCAAGAAUGUGAAUAAUGUAUAUUUGCAAAACAAAUCCAGUAUAAUACAAUAAAAAAUAAUAAUAAAAAUUAAA